UCAUCAUCGCCAUCUCUCUCUCUCUCUCUCUCUCUCUCUCUCUACUUCUCCUCCCACACCCAGAAGAAAGGGAGAUGGCGCAGGGGCUGCCGGUGACGGCGCCAUUAGCACCGACGACUAGGAUGAAAUCGUCCUUCUUGUCCCCGCAGUCUCUGGGGAUUUUGAGCGCCAAGGUGAAGGUGGCUCCGUCUGCUGCGUCUUCUUGGACCUCCUCCCCAAUGCCGAGGCCUUCCAUCUCCAUGCGUCUUGCCUCCAAGCAAGCCUACAUCUGCCGCGAUUGCGGCUACGUUUACAACGACCGCACUCCCUUCGACAAGUUACAGGACAACUACUUCUGCCCUGUAUGUGGUGCUCCCAAACGGAGAUUUAGGCCGUACGAGCCUGCCGUGUCUAAGAAUGCUAAUGCCGCGGAUGUUCGCAAGGCAAGGAAAGCUCAAAUCCAGAAGGACGAAGCUAUUGGGCGAUUUUUGCCCAUUGGUGUGGCAGUUGGAGCUGUUGCCCUUGUUGCUUUGUAUUUCUAUCUCAACAGUUCAUUCUAGUCUAUUUCCCUAUGCUUCUAUUUCGUUUACACAUUAUUUGUUGAGAAUACAUCUUCAUUAAGUAACUUGUCAGAUUUUGAUUUCCUGGAAGUAAAUCUUGCCGUGAUAAUACGAAU
Messenger RNA from Eucalyptus grandis, 655 nucleotides. RefSeq lists its product as uncharacterized. The coding region runs from base 75 to 539 and encodes 154 amino acids. Gene Ontology annotation, molecular function: iron ion binding. The record is from RefSeq and is a predicted model, not a curated record. The transcript has 4 exons. Lineage: Eukaryota; Viridiplantae; Streptophyta; Magnoliopsida; Myrtales; Myrtaceae.